GUUAUGGUGAAUUCAAAUUUGAGUCUAAAGUUUGGUAUUCGUUGAAAUAACGUCCAGGAGAGAUUGUUCCCUGGUAUUCAUAGAAUCAACGAGUUUGAUCUUAGUUUGAUUUUUAUACGCUGCAUCAAACGAUCACACAACUAGUCGAACCUAGACACUGCUAGAUUGUGAGCAUGAUAGAGUUUCCGAAAAUAUGAGUCUGAUUUUAUGGUUUAUUUUACUUACUAACUUCCAUAGGACUCAGUCUCACUGUUAUUCAAGGUAGAUGGGUGCUUCUGUAAUUGUACAAACAUAUUGUAAUGCCAUUGUCUUAGUCUAAAAUUACGAGGGCGAGAAGCUUUUUUCGUACUCAUCCAGAAACUGACAGAUAGGCUUUGAGUCAUCUACUUCCUCUUUAUAUCUCUCAUUCUCUUCAGAAGACCUACAAAUGAGACUCUCUGCUACCUCUUCCAAGAUUAAUCAAUAAUGGGUUCAAUAGAGGAAAAAAGGGCAGCUUUAUAUCAGAAGCUCAAACAACUUCGUUCACUUUCCCAUUCCAGUGCUGUACAUAAAACAUCAAUUAUCGUAGAUGCAGCCAAGUAUAUUGAAGAAUUGAAGGAGAAAGUGGAAAGACUUCAUGAAGAUGCCGCAAGCUCAAGAGAACAUACCUCGUUACCUAUGCAAGUCACAGUCGAAACCCUAGACAAGGGAUUUCGAAUCAACGUCUUCUCAGAGAAGGACUGCCCUGGUCUACUUGUCUCCAUACUUGAAGCCUUUGAAGAGCUCGGACUUGACUUACGUGAUGCAAAUGUCUCUUGUUCGGAUAAGUUCCAUCUCGAAGCAAUAGGCGAAAAUGAGGGACAAGUUGACAACAUAGAUGCUCAGGUCGUCAAACGAGCUGUUUUGAAAGCUAUCAAGAAUUGGACUGACAACGACAACGAAGAUUAAGGGUCUAUUCCUAUUAUAAAAACCGCAAGAACUUGCAGUGAUUCAUUCAAAGUUUAUUAGGAUCAAUAUAACUUAC
Cynara cardunculus var. scolymus (artichoke) is the source of this 1003-nucleotide messenger RNA. RefSeq lists its product as uncharacterized. Lineage: Eukaryota; Viridiplantae; Streptophyta; Magnoliopsida; Asterales; Asteraceae. The record is from RefSeq and is a predicted model, not a curated record. Gene Ontology annotation, molecular function: DNA-binding transcription factor activity; sequence-specific DNA binding. Gene Ontology annotation, cellular component: nucleus. The transcript is spliced from 4 exons. Bases 466 to 927 code for a protein of 153 amino acids. Gene Ontology annotation, biological process: regulation of DNA-templated transcription.